This is a messenger RNA of Impatiens glandulifera, 696 nucleotides long. Its product is annotated as AP-1 complex subunit mu-2-like. Gene Ontology annotation, cellular component: clathrin adaptor complex; cytoplasmic vesicle. Gene Ontology annotation, biological process: intracellular protein transport; vesicle-mediated transport. The transcript has 7 exons. The coding region runs from base 1 to 696 and encodes 231 amino acids. Lineage: Eukaryota; Viridiplantae; Streptophyta; Magnoliopsida; Ericales; Balsaminaceae. The record is from RefSeq and is a predicted model, not a curated record.
AUGGAACAGUUCGCACAACAACGAACGGGCGAUCCGAAAUCACAAGAUCCAGUUGUACAUGACAAUGGAGUUACCUAUUUGUUUAUUAAGCAUAAUAAUGUUUAUUUGAGGACUGCUUCCAGACAGAACUGCAACACUGCAAGCCUUCUCAUCUUUCUUCAUCGUUUUUUUAAGCAUUAUUUUGAAGAUCUAGAGGAAGAAUCACUGAGAGAUAACUUUGUUGUUGUGUAUGAAUUGCUUGAUGAGAUGAUAAACUUUGGUUAUCCUCAGUAUACAGAAGCAAAGAUUCUCAUUGAAUUUAUCAAGAUUGAUGUUUACGGUCUGGAAGUUGGUCAAAGGCCACCCAUGGCUGUGACAAAUGUUGUAUCUUGGCGUAGCGAUGGCAUACAAUAUAAGAAAAUGAACCAUGGCCAAAUUAUUAGGUCAGAUGUUGUUGGGGGCAUUAAUGAUGAGAACUUAUUUAAGAAGAGGACUACUAGUAAGGAACUAUCACACAUUGACCUUUUCUACGAGACACACAGUAGAAAAGGAACAAGUGAUGACUCUACUCGUGUGGUGGAUCCCCAUGUACAGGAGAAAAUUGAUGAGAUGCGUCAGAUGCUCGAGAUAAAUCUCGAUAUAUCCGAUUAUGAGCUGACCGAGAACGUUUUUGGACGACAAGGGCAAUCAGGGUCAUUGAAAUGGGAUUCGGGGUAA